AUGGCCUCCCGCCUGGGCUGCUCAGACCAAUGGUGCCAGCGAUGCAAACGCCUUGAUCUCGACGACCUUUUCCGCGGCCGCUGGAGCGAACCAGAAGCCAGAAAUGGUCUCGCCAUUUUUGACGACUAUGCUGCCGUCAGCAUGGAUCCUAAUUGCGCGUUCUGCGAGGCAUUGGCGUCCAUUGCCAGUCAGGAUAACCAGGUCAGUGGCUCGGGUCCCCCUGGCGUGGGCCGAUAUUGCCUCUACUCUGUACCAAGUCUUCUUGCCCAGCAGCCCCUGAGCCGGCCCGUGAUGCGCGAGCUGGGCACUGGACAGCUGGCCGACCAGGUGCUGGGGCGCGCCAAGAGCCGACGCGAUGCGGCCUGGCUCCUUGUUCGCAGGCUUCAUGCCUCCAUGCGUCCCUUCUUCCUUAUAGAUGCGCCACUCUCGGCGCACCGCAAUGGCUGCUUGGCCGAGUCUUCGCCCACCUUCAACGGCGCAGGGCUGCGCGUCCGCCGUAUUGACCCGGACAAUGCCGACUUCGGCGCCAUGAGGGAGUGGAUAGACGUCUGCAUCCACCGUCACGGGCGCUUCUGCGGCGGCCUGACGAGAGGGCGUACACUACCGCGUGGUUUCUCCGUCAUUAAUUGUGCCACGCGAAUUUUGAUGCCGCUGCCAUCGGGCGCAAGCUUCGCGGCGCUGUCGUACGUUUGGGGCGCUUCGAGUUCCGCCAACAGUUCCGCGCCCGUUAGGCUAACCAAUCUUCCACAAACUAUAGAAGAUGCCAUCACCGUGACAACUCGCUUGGGCGUCGGCUACCUCUGGAUUGAUAGGUACUGCAUCCCACAGCACGAAUGUGAGGAGAAGCGUGAGCAAAUACAGAACAUGCAUGAUGUUUACGGCAUGUCGUACGUCACCAUCAUUGCAGCCGCUGGAAACGACCCGAGCUACGGCCUGCCGGGCAUCAGCAGGGCAAGAAAUCGAGCGCCCACAGUAGAUAUCUGGAUGAAAAGCAGCAGUACUAGUUCUGGUCGCCGAAUCGUGUCGACGGGCCGCAAUGUUGAGGAAGCUAUUCGAGGCACAACAUGGGCGACGCGCGCAUGGACGUUCCAAGAAGGUCUCGUUUCUACCCGGAAACUCGUCUUUACCGACGAACAAGUAUACUUCCACUGUACGCAGCGAGAGUUUCGAGAGACCAUUCAGGAGGAACGAACCCUGGUAGCCGAGACGGACAGCAGCUACGGCGAUGCCAUUGGCACGCCUUUUCGAUGCGAGCUUCUCUACUCUGGCCUGGCGGAGCAGCCACCGCGUCUGGAACGGCUUUUUGACACGCUGCGAGACUUUUCUACUCGCAGCAUUAGUUUCCAAAACGACUUCCUGAAUGCAGCAUCGGGGAUUUUGAACCUCUACCAGCAAGUCUUUCCGGAUCGUAUGCGGCACGUGUGGGGUCAGCCGUUACGAUAUGACGCACAGCGCACCGUGAGCGAGAUGAUGGCCUCGGCGCUUCAGUGGGAGAUUGGCUUGGGCGCGAGGCGUCGAGAAGUUUUCCCAAGCUGGUCAUGGAUGGGCUGGCGAGGGACCAUGUGGAGCCAGAAUCUCGAACAGGAAGUGCCGCCGAGUCAAGUUUCGGUACAGUUGGAGCUACGCGACGGCCGUCUGGUGGACGAAAGGGACGCCAAAGCGUGCAUGGACGACCCGACCCGAUUUCAGAAGCUGCUAGGACUGCUCAGCAGAUGCAUCAUUAUUCAGACGGACUCGGUAUACUUGCACAUCCACGACAUCGAUCCGACGGCCAGUGUUGAUCUCGCCAACAAGUGGGAACCUAAAUUUUGUAACAAGGCUGGCACGAGGGAUUUUGUGCCCAAGCAUGACCCGGUCUACUUUCUCAAGGUGACGCAAAAGGUGGAAGCCGGGGAUGAGCUGCACAGAGAACUGAGUGCCGGCCGCGUCUGGCUAGGGCUGGUCUUUGCGCACACCCACUUCGUCCUCGUGGUCAGGGAUGUCGGGUCGCAUUAUGAGAGGGUUGGGAUUGUCCAAUACUCGGCACCAGACGAUGAUCAGAAACUGGUCGACUUGUGCCAAGAAAAGCGGAGGAUCCGCCUCGGCUGA
Cordyceps fumosorosea ARSEF 2679 is the source of this 2088-nucleotide messenger RNA. Its product is annotated as Heterokaryon incompatibility. The record is from RefSeq and is a predicted model, not a curated record. Bases 1 to 2088 code for a protein of 695 amino acids. NCBI's taxonomy places the organism in Eukaryota, Fungi, Ascomycota, Sordariomycetes, Hypocreales, Cordycipitaceae. The transcript has a single exon.